CUCUAAUUACUAAGACUAAACAAUUAUAAUACAUUACUUAUUUUUAAUGCUUAUAUAAUCUGUAAUGUAUUAAAACCUAGAAAACUUGACUACGGUAAGAUAAUCUCCUUUUGUUAUUUAGACCCUGCAUUCAUUUUUGUUUAAAUAUCUUUGUUUUGCGUACAAUGAAAAUAGACUUAACAUGUAUUUGCAAAUGGAAAUUCACUCACGAAAAAAGAAUGACAGUUUCUAUAGUAAAGAGUCAAGUCUUCAGGCACUCUGAUCUCAGUAGCAAAGUAAAAUGCAGCAUUUGAAUGGCAAACGAUGUGAGAACAGCUGUCUGCGAGAAACACGGACACCUAUGUAUGAAAAACAGAUCUGUAAGGUACUGUAGCAUCAUCCUUCAAACCAGAACACAUAUUUUGCUAGGUCUUCGAAUGGGACACAGAGAACACCACUACUGUUCAACCAGGCAAACCUCAAAGAAGCAACAGUGUGGUAUAUAAAAGGAGACCUCCCUGUAAGUUGAUUCCUCUUCAGGUCGGCGAAGAGUUGAGACAAAGGGACUCAAAUAUGCAGUCCAAAAACUUCUUUGGUGAUUUCAAAGACAUCCUAAAGAAGGUUGACAAAAGUGAUUUCAAACAGCUUUACUGUGAAUGUGUCAGACAUGCUUCACACAGAACCAAGGAGUACCUUGCUUUCAAAGAUCCGGAAAACACGUUUCAUCCCAACCCCACAGUCCUGAGUGAAAUUUUUCAAAUGGCCUACAUUACCCGUAGUGUGGAGCUCCAGCUUACAGGACACCUGAACUGCACCACAAUGACCAAGGAGCAGGGGAUUCUGCUGGGGACAGACUGGGUGUGGGCAGUCUUAGAUUUCCCAACCAAAAACCCCAAGCUUCAGAUAGCAGUGCAAGUCUUUCACCAGACCGAGGAAGAGAAUUGUGUCCCUAACAAUCAAACUCAGAUGCUGACAGAGAGUAUGGAAAUGGCCACUCUAGAAUCUUCUGAUAAAACCAAGCAAGAGAAGAUGAUUGCCUUCUGCUCCUCUGUUGGCAGGGACUGUUACGCGCUCUUCCUCUUCUUUGGUCUUUCAAAGGACCCGACUAACAUUUACGGAGUUCUCAGCAACAACUUCCAGGAAGCGUUUGGGAAAGGUGCUAAAAUAGACAGGGCCUUCAUCGAAAACUUUUUCAAAGGGUCAAUAAGCUGUAUCACUCCGGGAAAGAUGCUGCAAACCCUUCUUAAUAAAGGAAAGGAACAUGAAGAUCCAUUAACUAUGCUUGUCAAGUUUACUUAGAUCCCCAAACCUGACACUGAAAUGGAGCUUAGUUAAAUACAAGUAAAUGACAAGACACCUAAUGAUUUAUGUCACAAAAAAUAUCCUAGUCUAAUGGGAUGGGGCAUCAUGUGGUUAUGGUUUCCAGUUAGAUUGUAUUUUUGCCACAUUAUGCGCUAGAUUCUUGUUGAUUAAUAGUGAGGCAUGAAAAGGAAAUUAAGAGUAUUAAUAAUGCUUCUUUCUCUCAGCUUUUUACAGAACAUUCCAUCUUUGAAGUAAAUACAGCAGUGUUACACGGUACUGGUGUCUGGUGAAUAGGGGAACACAGUUAAUGGGAUUUCUCUCAAACAAAUAAAAUACUAUACUCUAUUGUUACUCACUUAAAUGUUCUUAAUCAUUUUGCUUUGGGGUCCUAUAUUAUAUUAAAAGGCACCCCACUUACAGGAUUAUAUUCCCUCAUCUCAUCAUUUUAAAUCAGCAGAUUCAAACUUCCUCAAAGGUGAUUUUUUUAAUUUUUUUUUUUAAAGAAAAAUCAUGAUUGCAUUAGUGAAAUGUGAUAAAGAAGUGUACAGAACACACAUAACUAGAUGCUGUGUAUCAGAGAUGAAGAACAUUUACAUCAUAUACGGUUUAUCUUUAGCUCAAGGUGUCUCUGAAAUCCUGUGCCUGCUGCAUUCCUUAAAACACAGUCCCGGACAAACGAACUUGACUGGCAGGGGACUUCAAGUAAAAUGUCAGGUUCCCAGACUGUUUUUGAAACAGAGAUCAAUGAUGUGCCUUGUUAUUGGUAAAAUGUAUUAUUACUGUUCAACAACUUCUCCAAUAGAACAGCAGAAAUCAUAUUUCCAAUGUUUUGCUGUAACAUUUAAUUUGUAGUGCAUUUAUUUCAUGUAAGCUGUAAGUAUUAUGCGUGUUUCUAAUAUUAACACAUCUUUGGUUUAUAACUCCUUUCUGUCUUGUUAAUGAUUUGCACUGGAAAAGAUUAACAUCAAUUUUAAAAGUACUGAAAAUAAUAUUUUUGGUUUUUAACAAUU
This is a messenger RNA of Polyodon spathula (Mississippi paddlefish), 2291 nucleotides long. Its product is annotated as rab15 effector protein-like. Gene Ontology annotation, biological process: receptor recycling. The record is from RefSeq and is a predicted model, not a curated record. The coding region runs from base 553 to 1278 and encodes 241 amino acids. NCBI's taxonomy places the organism in Eukaryota, Metazoa, Chordata, Actinopteri, Acipenseriformes, Polyodontidae. The transcript has 2 exons.